AACUCUGGUCUGGUACAAACAGGACACCAGCAGAAGACUACAACUGAUGGCUUCAGUAAUUAACAAUAAAAGGAAAAGUAUAUACACUGAAGAUCGUUACUCUGUGCUCGAUUCUGAAGUUAAUAGUACUUUGAGUGUAUCAAAUGUGAUCUGGGAGGAUGCCGGCACGUACUACUGUGGAGUCAUAAACGAGUACGAUGUCACUUUUGGACCAGGGACUGUGGUGGUGGUUGAAGGAAAGUCCAGACCUCCACCUUCACUCCUGCCGUCUGUUCCUCCUUUACUCCUGCCGUCUGUUCCUCCUUCACUCCUGCCGUCUGUGCUCCAGAGUCCAGACUACAUCAGAGUGCAGCCAGGAGACUCUGUGACCCUCAGCUGUUCAUUUAACACCAGCCUCUGUCCACAAGAACAUACCAGUUUCCAGUGGAAGAAAAAGAGUUCUACUUCAGAAAUCAUUUUAUGGAGCAGUGGAACCAAGAAUAUCAUCUGUGAGAACCAAGUCAGCACUGGAGAAACUUCAUGUGUUCAUAACCUGACCCUGAAUUGGAAGGACCUGAGUUCUGCUGAAGAUGAGACCUAUGUCUGUGUGGUGACGGCUUGUGGACACACACUGCAGGGCACUGGGACCAGGAUUUAUCUGCACAACAUCAUAACAUAUUCCUUCAGUCCAAAUGUCAUGGCUGUGAUUGGGUCAAACAUUGUGGUUGGACUGGUGGUGUUUGUGCUUCUGUGGGGGAUUUGGAGAAGCAGCAAUAAGUCAGAAGUGGACUCUUAUGACCGAAGAUCUUCUGACAACAGUGAGUUUCAGGAUGACGACACCCUCACAUGUGCAGAGGAGAGUUUGGUCUCUUCUUGCCGACUGACAACAAUGAAACACAGACGAGACCCCGACAUUUACUCUCAAGUGUGGUACUGUCACCGUGAAUGAAGUCGGAUCAAAUGCCAAGCAAACUUUUACUUGUAACAUUUUAUAUUCACAAAUAAUACUGAAGAGAAAUGUGUACGAUGCCGAUUCAAACAACCAAUUUGUGCAUUGUGUUGUAAAAUAAACUACAUUCAGUAA
Molecule: messenger RNA, 1063 nt
Organism: Boleophthalmus pectinirostris (great blue-spotted mudskipper)
Lineage: Eukaryota; Metazoa; Chordata; Actinopteri; Gobiiformes; Gobiidae
Exons: 4
Coding region: 47-928 (293 amino acids)
Biological process (GO): response to bacterium
Source: RefSeq, a predicted model, not a curated record